Lindgomyces ingoldianus is the source of this 987-nucleotide messenger RNA. RefSeq lists its product as uncharacterized. The transcript has 10 exons. Lineage: Eukaryota; Fungi; Ascomycota; Dothideomycetes; Pleosporales; Lindgomycetaceae. The coding region runs from base 1 to 987 and encodes 328 amino acids. The record is from RefSeq and is a predicted model, not a curated record.
AUGUACAGACAAAGUAAGAAGUUACAACUAGAAAAACAGCAAAUUAAAACGUACCGCGUUUGCUCAAGCACGCUAGUCUCGGGCACAGUAUUUGGUUUCAAAGGGUUUCAACUGUGGUUGUAUAAUGUGGUGUACUUAGUGAAUUCACGGCAACAACGAGAACUUCUGGGCUGCAAAUCCGAUAUUUGUAAGCGAAUGUGCACAGAUAAGGAAGGAUGCAACUCACCGCCCCAGAACCUAGUGCCCUCUCCCUUCUCUCUCCCCCUUCUAACCAUCGACCCUAACCCCUACGCUCCUCAGCACACAGAGAUCCCGACCUUCCAAUCAUCUCCCUCUCACCCCCCAUCUAACGGCAACCUUAACCUCGAUCGUUUAUUCUGGUGGUGGAAGGAUUGUGGUUUCUGUCCGUACGCAGCAGCAGCGUCACGAUCUGGAUACGAGCGAUCGCGCACGAGCAGGACCAUGUAUCUAUGUCACAUGAUGCUCAUAUCCCCCUUUUCCUCCGUACGGAGGAAAGACAAGAGCAAUAGAACCAGAAAACAUGUUGCCCUCACCUUACCUACCUUGUACGCUGUGCACACCCUAGCUGUCGGAGCCCAUUCAACAUGUCUCGCAAAGUGGGUGCACAAUCCCGGGGUAACUAUAAUUUCAAUUAGGGGAAGCGAGGAAGGAAUGAAAGUCCAUAGUCAGAUGACCUUGACAUGGAAUGGGUUCGGGAUUAAUUGCCAAGUUCGUAGUGAAUACUUCUCGAGCCUUUCUGGUGCUUCUGUUGAAGAAAGCCUUCCUUAUGUUUCCCCUUGGGUACCCCGAAACCUGUUGAAGUGGCAGGUAUACCCAGUAACCAUCAGUUGGUGUAAACAUCUUCAACUGAUGCAGGAGCUAUUGGGUAGUGUAGGGUUUAUAGCCGGAGCUGCGCUCCUUAUCCAAUACCAGCGUUCCCAACCGUACGUACUACGACUCGUAGAUACCUCCCAUUACAGACCGUAA